AUGGUGUUGGGAGGAGUGCGAUAUCCAUGUUUCAAAGGUGGAAUUUUAAAGGGUUUGAUUUUAGAAUCCUGUGGCACGAUCUGGGUCACUGUGCUUCCUUUCCCUGUUUCACUCCCUUGGAUUCCGGUGGUGGUGUUUUUCCGUAGAAAAGUUCCUUUCCUGGGUGUUUUCAUGGCUUCCCCUCAAUCUGUUGUGUCUCCAUUCAAAGGCUCUGUUGUUGCUGAGCCCGAGAAGCAGAAAUCCAACUUCUUCAUCCGUACCGCUGGGCCUUCAUCCAAUGGAACUGAUGCCAAUAGAAAGGAAGCCAUGGUUUGUAACUCAGAGAACUCCAUUGGUGUUCUUGAGGUUUACGUUCAUCAGGCCAGGGACAUCCACAACAUCUGCAUAUACCACAAGCAAGAUGUCUAUGCUAAGCUAUGCCUGACAAGUGAUCCAGAAAACACAGUCUCCACCAAAACCAUUAAUGGUGGUGGUAGAAAUCCAGUUUUCAAUGACAAUGUCCAGCUUAAUGUUCGGACUGUUGAUUCCUCCCUCAAAUGCGAGAUUUGGAUGCUGAGUAGGGUGAAGAAUUAUCUUGAAGAUCAGUUGCUGGGGUUUGCUUUGGUUCCUUUGUCAGAUGUCCUCAUCAAGGAUGGGAAGUUAGAGAAAGAGUUCUCUCUUUCUUCAACUGAUCUGUUUCAUUCCCCAGCAGGGUUUGUCCAGUUGUCUCUCUCAUAUGCUGGAGAUUCACCAGACGUAAUGCCUCUGGCCUCAAAUCCUAUUGUGCAGGACUCAGAGAUAGCUGAGCUUCCUUGUGAAUUAGAUAAGUUAGAGUUCCCAGAUCCGAACAUUGACAAUGAGGACCAGAGAAUGGUUUCAGAGUAUAUUAAGAUCCCAUCUUCGGAAUUUGAGUCUCACAGCUCUGAGAGCUUGGUCACUGCUGAAACUGAAAAUCAGCUUAGUUCAGAAGUGGAUGUUCAUGCUAUAGAAAGCUUCUCGACCACUGCUUUUGAGUCUAUCCAGGUUCCAAAGCUUGAUUCUCCCCCAAGCAGUGUGUCAACUAAUGGUGCUUCAUCUCCUUCAGUCCAGGCUAGCUCAGAGUCGUAUGAUGCUCCAUCAGCUUCAGAAUCUCCAAACCAGGAACAAAUAUCGGCCCCAGGAGAGAAAAAAGUGGAUAAAGAUGGUGAGACUGAUUCGUCUAAUGGGGUGCCAAGUGAUGCAUUUGCAAAACCUACUGUCACUGUCACCGUUCCUGAGCAGCAGGUGGUGCAGCAGGAUUUUGUAGACAUGUACAUGAAAAGCAUGCAGCAAUUUACCGAGUCUUUGGCAAAAAUGAAGCUUCCUUUGGACCUUGAAUCACCAACCAGUUCAGAAAAUUCGAGCUCUGAUCAGAAAAUGCAGACACCGAAGAACAGCGGUUCCCGUGUGUUUUAUGGGAGUAGGGCUUUCUUCUGA
Messenger RNA from Prunus armeniaca (apricot), 1434 nucleotides. The record is from the annotation of a GenBank genome assembly. Lineage: Eukaryota; Viridiplantae; Streptophyta; Magnoliopsida; Rosales; Rosaceae.